UUUUGAAAGAGAAGGUUUUGUAACAUUUAUUCUAAAUCGAUAAUAAUAACAAGUCAUGAUGUGAAGGAGUUUAUUUUAAUGUUACAGUUCAUUAAUAGUAGAAUAGUUGUAGUUAAUUAAGUUUAAAAUGGUUUUCGUUUUUUUUAAGUUUACAAGUUUUUGUUUGAUUUAUAUUCUCUUUAACAAUGAAUUCAGCAUUAAGUGAAUAUACUAAGAAAAAGAAUUACGUUUAUUUACUGCGAUCACAUAAUUUUAAAUUUAAAGGUAGAAUUUAUAUUGGUUUUACAGUCAAUCCUAAUAGAAGAUUAAAACAACAUAAUGCUGGUGCUGCAUAUGGAGGUGCUAAUAAAACUAAUCAAAAGGGUCCUUGGGAAAUGAUGUUAGUAAUUGAUGGGUUUCCCCAUGAAAUAUUAGCUCUGAGGUUUGAAUGGGCUUGGCAACAUCCUUAUCUCUCUCGAAAAUUGAAACAUUUACAAAAAAAGAAAUCCAAUGAAUCUCAUUUGCAAUACCACUUACGUGUCCUUAAUAAAAUGUUGCAAAUUGGACCUUGGAAGCGUUUACCAAUUCAUGUUCAAUGGUUAAAUGAAACUGCAAUGACAGAAAUUGAUCAAAGUUCUUUUCUAUACUCCAUCUCUUAUGCAAGUGAGAUUCCAGGAAUGUGUUCAAUAAAACCUACCCCUAUUCCAGAAAAGUCACCUCUACCAAUAAAUUCAUCGUUGUGCUUUUCCUGUGAUCAAUUUAUUUGCAGCCCAAGGAAUGUAAUUUGUCCAAUGUUUUUAUGCAAUAAGAAUUACCAUGUUGAAUGUCUUGCUAAACAUUUCUUAGUAAAUGAGUCUGAAGUAAUUCCUCUAAAAGGCCAUUGUCCAUCAUGCAAAACAGAUUUGUUGUGGUGUGAUGUUAUAGCCGCUAAUGAUUUUACUUUGUAAAUUCACUUAUGAAGUUUUUAUUUGAAUUCCUUUUAAAGGAAUAUAAAUUCCUUUUAAAGGAAUAUAAAUUUAUCAUAACUAGUCAGAAUAAAUUUAUCAAAAAAAAAAUAAAAGUGAAGAUUAAGUUUACUAAUUGAAAAUGCCUUACUAAAUUAAACUUUUUUCCUUGUU
This is a messenger RNA of Nezara viridula (southern green stink bug), 1097 nucleotides long. The record is from the annotation of a GenBank genome assembly. NCBI's taxonomy places the organism in Eukaryota, Metazoa, Arthropoda, Insecta, Hemiptera, Pentatomidae.